Pelobates fuscus (common spadefoot toad) is the source of this 652-nucleotide messenger RNA. RefSeq names its product centromere protein M-like. The transcript has a single exon. The record is from RefSeq and is a predicted model, not a curated record. Bases 91 to 621 code for a protein of 176 amino acids. Lineage: Eukaryota; Metazoa; Chordata; Amphibia; Anura; Pelobatidae.
AUAAAAGACGAAUCCAGUAUGCACUGAGGUGAACAAAUUUAAAAACAGAUAAUACUCAUAUCCAUUUUGAAACAGGAGGAGAACAGAACCAUGACCAAUCUGCAGCCUUUCGAUAAGAUGCCCUUCCUAAACACAGCCGUGGUGCUGCUGGUUGGACAAGAGGAAAAAUGUGUGAAAAAAAUUGUUGAUGCAAUGUUAAAGGCACCUAAAAAUUUUGAAGUUCAGAUACACGUGGCACCUCGUCUUCCACUGCCAAAAGAGAAUGAGCAUCUCCGUCCACGCAUUGAUAUGGUGGUAUUCAUAAUCAACUUUUUCAGCCAGCCCACUCUAUCGGAGUUACUCAGCUCACUUUCUAAAUUGGACAGCCAUUUCUUUCUGGGUAAAGUGUGUUUUUUAGAAGUAAGAGGAGGGCAUGUUAACCAAUAUGGGCCAAAAAAAAUAACAGUGCAGAAAAUGGCAGAGACAUACCAGAGCCCCCUGCUCUUCCUCAGUCCAGACUGUGAAGAGGAUGUGGCCUGUGUUGCACAUAGAUUAUUGCACAUGCUGCAAAUCUGUGCUGGGCUUGUAUCUGGUGUCUCAGCUCUUGACAUGGUGUCAGUCGUUAAAAGCCCUGUCUUUUAACUUUAAAUGUGUGUACAUUAAAUAUACUGCA